UUCAUAAAUCCUAUAAUAGUAGUCGAGUUUUACCGAAAUUUACAUGAAAUUCAUGAAAUUAAAAGAAUCUUUAUAUUCAAUAUUUGAAAGUUUAAGGCAACAUUAUUUGAUCAAGAUAUAAGCAUUUAGUCAUAUUACGAAAGUCGGAGUAACGUAACUUUAAUUGAACAUGUGACGUGAACUCGUGACAGAUUAACGCCAUCGUUUCUUUCGACAGGAAGCAAGAGAGCCAGUUUUGAAAAUGGCUGACGUUAGCGAUGUUUCGAAUACGACUUCUUCUGGAAAAGAAAGAAGAAAUACUGUCACUGAUGGACCCGUUACUGAUCCAGCAGUUGCUACAAAGAGCCUAGAGGCAUCAAAUAAUGCCUUUCACGGCCCGAGAACAAAAUUAGAAAGCAAGUCAGGAGCUUUAAAGAAAUCCAGUCGAUAUCGCAGCCGUUCUUUGUCUGCAAGCAGCACUGAUAGUUACAGUUCUGCAUCUUAUACAGGAAGCUCCUCCGAUGAAGACGAUGUUUCUCCACGUGAGAAAAUUCAGAAGACGGAAAAAGGCUUUAGUGACUUUUGUGUCAGAAACAUAAAUCAGCAUGCAUUUGGACGCAGGGAGAUUGAAAUUGCGGAACAGGAAAUGCCGGGAAUCAUGGCUCUUCGAAAACGAGCUUCCGAUGAUAAGCCGCUGAAGAAUGCCAAAAUCGUAGGAUGCACUCACAUAAAUGCGCAGACGGCAGUUUUGAUCGAAACACUAGUCGAACUUGGUGCUCAGGUCAGAUGGGCAGCGUGUAACAUUUAUUCCACCCAAAAUGAAGUGGCCGCCGCUUUAGCUCACGCUGGCUAUCCAGUGUUUGCAUGGAGAGGCGAAACUGAGGAGGAUUUCUGGUGGUGCAUAGACAAAUGCAUAGCGGCAGAGAAUUGGCAGCCUAAUAUGAUUUUAGAUGAUGGAGGAGAUGCCACUCAUCUCAUGUUAAAGAAAUAUAACGCCAUGUUUAAAAUGAUUCAGGGAAUCGUUGAGGAGAGUGUAACAGGUGUACAUAGACUAUAUCAAUUAUCCAAAGCUGGCAAGCUUUCCGUCCCCGCAAUGAAUGUAAAUGAUAGUGUGACAAAAACCAAAUUCGACAAUCUUUAUAGUUGCCGAGAGAGUAUUCUUGAUAGCCUUAAAAGGUCUACCGACGUUAUGUUUGGAGGGAAACAAGUCGUUAUUUGUGGAUAUGGAGAAGUUGGAAAAGGUUGUUGUCAAGCGUUAAAAGGACUAGGUUGUAUCGUAUAUAUUACUGAAAUUGAUCCCAUUUGUGCACUGCAGGCCAGCAUGGACGGAUACAGGGUGAUGAAGUUGAAUGAGGUGAUCAGGAACGUGGACAUCGUGAUAACGGCCACUGGGAAUAAGAAUGUCGUGACUCGCGAGCACAUGGAUAAGAUGAAAAAUGGUUGUGUCGUUUGCAACAUGGGCCAUAGCAAUACAGAAAUAGAUAUUAAUAGUUUACGUACUCCUGAUUUGACAUGGGAGAAAGUAAGAUCACAAGUGGAUCAUGUGAUUUGGCCAGACGGGAGGCGAAUAGUGCUCUUAGCUGAAGGUCGCCUGGUCAACCUCUCCUGCUCCAGUCUUCCGUCCUUCGUCGUGUCUAUCACGGCCGCCACACAAGCUUUGGCAUUAAUCGAACUUUUUAACGCUCCAUCGGGACGUUAUAAAAGUGACGUUUACCUACUGCCUAAAAAGAUGGAUGAAUAUGUAGCAUCCCUGCAUUUACCCACAUUCGAUGCACAUUUAACAGAGCUUUCCGAUGAACAGGCGAAAUACAUGGGCCUUAACAAGGCUGGUCCUUUCAAGCCUAAUUAUUAUCGAUACUGAAAAUUAAAUCGACUGGAAUAAUAUGAAAAAUUGAUGAAAAAUGAGGAAAACGCAAAAUGCUUUCUCCAUUAACAUUUCAUUUUCUAUUUAUAAAAACAUAGAGGUAAUUUUUAAACUAUAUAUUUUAUAGAGCCUUAUCUUGUGAAGUUUAUAGUCUUCAUUAAUCAGUAAAACCACAAAAAAAAGUACUAUUAUGUUAUGUAAUCAACUUACUUUUUGCAUUGAAAAUUAUUAUCACUAAUGAAUUUUUCAGUAAAUCAUUCAUUUCAAUGCACAAAAGUUUAUAUUAAGUAUUAUUAUAUAAAAAAAUUACGAUUUAAUAUUCACUUAAAAUCUAAACAUAUAUAUUUUAGACACACCACUCAACUGUAGCAAAUGACGUGAUCCAUGAGUUUGUAAUCAGUAAUCAUUUGUUCGCAUUUUAAAAUAUUUUAGAAGCAAAAAAAAAAAGUAAUAUUUAUAUUUCAUGUUGCAAGUAAUUUAGUGAUUUUAAUUUUUAAACAUGCUUGUUUCACUGUAUAGUUUUUAUGGUAUCGAUACUUAAAAGUGUUUUACCAAACAAUAAAAUUUAUUUCAAUUUUAAUCAAUUAGGAAGAAAAUUGGUAUUAGUAUUUACAAUACAUUCACUACUGUCAAUAUGAAGAAAUAGAAAAAAUAUUUAUACUAGACGCUUAAUCAGUGAGUCAAGGUAAACUUAGUUUUUCACAUUGUAAUUUCACCGUUGAUGCCGUUGAUCAAUGAAAAUUCCCUCUCGACCCCUCACCCUGACCUUGCUCACCGAUCGAGUUUCUAUUAUAUUUUCAUUUUGAAUGUCGUUUUACAAAAAAAAAAUAAUCAAAGUGCAAUAAGAGCACUCGAAUGACAUUUUUUAGUACUGAGAAACUAUUGUAUCAAAUACAGCGUUAUUUGUACAUAAAAUUCAUGAAAAUAUAGAGCAACAACUUUUUUAA
Molecule: messenger RNA, 2790 nt
Organism: Leptopilina heterotoma
Lineage: Eukaryota; Metazoa; Arthropoda; Insecta; Hymenoptera; Figitidae
Product: adenosylhomocysteinase-like 1
Exons: 11
Coding region: 242-1840 (532 amino acids)
Biological process (GO): L-methionine cycle
Cellular component (GO): cytosol
Source: RefSeq, a predicted model, not a curated record